GAUGAAGUGCCGAAGAAAAAAUCGGAGGAAAAGGAGAAGAGAGAUUAUCUCUCUGAAAAAACUAGAGACAGAGAGGGGUUUAGCUUUUUAAUGUGGUUGUAUUACCUAACUAAACAGACUCGAAACGUUUCUAAAAAUUAAAUUAUUUUUGAAACGGUUUCCUCGUGAAGUGUAUAUGGGUCAAAACUCCCAAAUUUACCAAGCUAAAGAAGGCCCGUAUGGGUCUGUGAGCGCAUUUGGCCGUGGUUUGUUUAUCUUUUCAUCUCUGCUUUGCUGAUUUGUUGACAACAGAGCUUACUCAAUGGCGGGAAUCAUUCGAACCCUAAUUCUCACACCUCCAUCGCCUCAUACGCGGUCGUUCAGCCAUCCGCAGCCGAAUUUCCGUCCAAUCGGCAACUCUUACUUUACCCGCUCCGUCUCUUCCACUCGAAGUCGAUCGAUUUCUAUUCCUAUUAGAAUCAGAGCCUGCGAACGCCCUGUUGAGGAAGAUGGUAGUGGAAGUGAAGCUGCUAAAGGUUUGGUUCUGGGAAAACCGUUAUUGAAUUUUGUGGACAGGAAUUUUCUUCCUCUUGCUCUCGUUGGUGGAGUAGUGUUAGGACUUGCAAAUCCUACUCUUGGUUGUCUUGCUGAUAAAUAUUAUUUAUCAAAAGUUGGCACUUUUGGAAUAUUUUUAAUCUCAGGUUUGACACUGCAAAAUGGGGAAAUUGGUGCUGCAAUAGAAGCUUGGCCUGUGGGAAUUUUAGGGCUUUGCUCUAUUCUUUUUUUUACGCCAUACUUGUCAAGGAUAAUUUUGCAAAUCCAGCUCCAGCCUCAGGAAUUUGUAACAGGACUGGCUUUGUUUUGCUGCAUGCCAACUACAUUAUCAAGUGGAGUGGCACUAACUCAGCUUGCUGGAGGAAAUUCUGCACUUGCUCUGGCAAUGACAGUGAUAUCAAACCUUUUAGGAAUUUUGAUUAUACCCUUUUCUAUCUCCAAAUUCAUAGCUGCUGGUGUUGGUGUAUCUGUUCCAACUAAACAACUGUUGAGAAGUCUUGUUCUAAUGCUCUUAGUCCCUCUUCUCAUGGGAAAGGUUUUUCGAGAAUCCUUCAAAGGGGUGGCAGAUUUUGUUGAUCAAAAGCGUAAACUUUUUUCGAAGAUGAGUGCAAUCUGUCUCAGUUUAGUUCCAACAUCUCAUGGAGGCUGUUUUAAACUUCCUAAAGCUUGUUUGUUUGAUCAGGCUCCCUGGAUACAAGUAAGCAGAUCAAGCUCACUACUCUUACUGGUUAAACCUGAAGUUUUCCUUGUCGCUGUUGGGAUGGGAGUAUUUCUGCAUAUCAUCCUAUUUGCUUUUAAUGCUGUUGCUAUACAAGGCCUAUCAACUGUAUCUGGUGGCAACCAAUCAGUUUUUGCCAAGAAAGAAAAUGCCAAUGCAUUUGUGCUGGUUUCAAGCCAGAAAACUCUUCCAGUAAUGGUGGCAGUAGCAGAACAGCUCGGUGGAGCAUUUGGUGAAACUGGUUUGUUGGUUCUUCCGUGUGUUGCAGCACAUUUGAAUCAGAUCAUUGUGGACUCUUUUCUUGUCAAUUUCUGGCUUCGGGGGGAUCUAGCAUCCAAACAUGCCAAGGUAGCCUGAGUAAUGGAAAAGCUGACCAUGAUUGCUUCACACAAGCAAAGCCAAUAUUAUUUGCAAACACAUCAUCGAUGUGGUGUUGCAGGUACAAGUUGUCAGCGAAUCUGAUGAUCGCAUCUAUUUUGAGAGGAUAUAUCUUUGCAAGAAUUGGCGCAAACAGUUUUUGUCUAAUUUCUUUUCUUAUUAAAAGGAAAAAAAUUCUUUACCUCCAAGGUGCAUCUUGUACUUUUGUUCUUGAAAAAAAAAAAAAAGCAUGUACUCUAUCUAAUAGGAACGCAGAAAUGAGAUUCCCCUCAGUAUUGAUUAGUGAAUCACAAAUUCACCAGCCCAA
Messenger RNA from Manihot esculenta (cassava), 1937 nucleotides. RefSeq names its product probable sodium/metabolite cotransporter BASS4, chloroplastic. Gene Ontology annotation, cellular component: chloroplast envelope. Lineage: Eukaryota; Viridiplantae; Streptophyta; Magnoliopsida; Malpighiales; Euphorbiaceae. Bases 302 to 1609 code for a protein of 435 amino acids. The transcript is spliced from 14 exons. The record is from RefSeq and is a predicted model, not a curated record.